GUUCUUGGUCAUCUGGGUCUAAUUAAUUCUUCUUAAUUAUCUAAGACCAUUGACUGUAACGUGGUCCACAUCCAUCGCUCCAUUGCUAACUACCAACAUGAUUUUGCAAAAUCCCAAGAUAUCUCGACGACGAUUUCAAAGUCAUCCUUAGACUACCGACUCAUAAUGAUCCCAUAUUCCCAUUGGCCCUAAGUUUACUCUAAAAUCCGCCAAUCUUCGUUCUACAUUUGUCGCCGGAAGACUCAAUCCAUCUCCAUAAAACAAGCACAAGAACCCACAACACAACCGGCAAAUCCCCCCCAACCAAUUGAAAAGCUAGCUUUUUAAAGCCAUGGCCGGCUCCUCUUCCGCCGAAACCAAGCUAGCGACGGCAAAGACGGUUCUCUCCGCGGCAGCCUCCGUGGCAGCCACUGCCAUGCUGGCUCGGUCAAUAGUUCAAGACUUCUUUCCACACGAAAUCCACGACUACCUCUUCUCCGGCGUCCGAAGCUUCUUCAAUCGCUUCUCUUCCCAGCUCACCAUGAUCAUCGACGAGUUUGACGGCCUCGUCAGCAACCAAAUCUACGAGGCGGCGGAGAUUUACUUGGGCAGCAAAAUCUCGCCCAACACGCAGAGGCUGAAGGUCAGCAAGUCCGACAAAGAACACAACUUCACCAUCACCAUGGAAAGCAACGAAGAGAUCUCCGACGUCUUCAACGGCGUUAAUUUCAACUGGGUUUUGGUGUGUCGACAAGUUGAAUCCAAGAACUUCCACAACCCACGCGAUCUCAACUCCACCCUCCGCUCCGAGUUUCGAUCCUUCCAGCUCAGCUUCCACAAGAAGCACAAGGAAAUGGUGUUGAACUCUUAUUUGCCGUACAUUGUGAAGGAGGCGAAGUCGAUGAAUCAAGAGAAAAAAACGCUGAAGAUCUUCACCGUCAGCUACGAGAGCAUGUACGGGAACCUCGCCGACCUGUGGACCUCCACGAACCUUGACCACCCCGCAACUUUCGCAACGCUCGCCAUGGACUCGGAGAUCAAGAGCUUCAUUUUGAAAGAUCUUGAGAGGUUCGUGCAGAGGAAGGACUACUACAGGAAGGUCGGGAAGGCUUGGAAGAGAGGCUACUUGUUGUACGGCCCGCCGGGUACCGGGAAAUCGAGCUUGAUUGCUGCAAUGGCGAACUAUUUGAAUUUUGAUAUCUAUGAUUUGGAGCUUACGGAGAUUGGGUGCAACUCGGAGCUUAGGAGGCUACUCAUUUCAAUGGCGAACAGGUCGAUUCUGGUGGUGGAGGAUAUUGAUUGUACCAUUGAGUUUCAGGAUCGAACGGCUGUGGUCGCAGACCCAUUUUCACGCAAUUCCCAACAGAAACAGGUGACAUUGUCUGGCCUGCUCAAUUUCAUUGAUGGGCUUUGGUCAAGUUGCGGUGAUGAGCGGAUCAUCGUGUUCACCACAAAUCACAAAGAAAAGCUCGACUCGGCACUGUUGCGUCCGGGACGCAUGGACGUCCAUGUUCACAUGUCCUAUUGCACCCCAUGUGGAUUUAGAAUUCUUGUUGCUAAUUAUCUUGGGAUUAAGGAACAUGCACUGUUUGGAGAGAUUGAGGAGUCUAUGGGAACCACCCACGUAACUCCGGCUGAGGUGGCGGAGCAACUGAUUAAGAACGAUGACCCGGACAUAGUACUCAAUGGACUAAUCGAAUUCCUCAAAGUGAAAAGCAAAGAAAACGAGGAAGCCAAGGCCAAAGAGAGUGAAACAGAUCAAGAAGGUAAAGAAAUUGAUCAAAGUGUUAAAGAAGAGAAAGUAGAUAAUGACGAAAAAAGUGACAAUUAGAUUAUUCCAAGUUUAUGAACUUAUAAACUAUGCCUUUCCCCCUCUUUUAAUAAACAAAAAUGAGAUCAUCAACUCUUUGGAAUA
Messenger RNA from Corylus avellana, 1894 nucleotides. Its product is annotated as protein HYPER-SENSITIVITY-RELATED 4. The record is from RefSeq and is a predicted model, not a curated record. Gene Ontology annotation, molecular function: ATP binding; ATP hydrolysis activity. Lineage: Eukaryota; Viridiplantae; Streptophyta; Magnoliopsida; Fagales; Betulaceae.